Messenger RNA from Cuculus canorus (common cuckoo), 2345 nucleotides. It is a transcript of the gene SLC30A2, whose product is annotated as solute carrier family 30 member 2. The record is from RefSeq and is a predicted model, not a curated record. Gene Ontology annotation, cellular component: plasma membrane. Bases 819 to 2024 code for a protein of 401 amino acids. Lineage: Eukaryota; Metazoa; Chordata; Aves; Cuculiformes; Cuculidae. The transcript has 8 exons. Gene Ontology annotation, biological process: zinc ion transmembrane transport; response to zinc ion. Gene Ontology annotation, molecular function: zinc ion transmembrane transporter activity.
AUUCUCAGCCUCAUUAGCACCCCUGGCAGUGCUGGCACCCUGUGCCUGGCCACCCGCCCAGGGAUGUGACAGGUCAACACCCCGACAGGAUUUACCUCCCUGUGACGGGUGCCUCGGGCCAGCGCUCGCCUGGGCUUGGGAAUGCGGUAGGUGGGGAAUGAGGAUGCUCCGGGCUGUGCCAGGCUCCAAACUGGGAAUGGGGCUGGUAGUUCGCUGCCAGCUGAGCCCACACCAAAAAUAUACCAUGAAUGAAAAAAAAUAUAUACCAUGGGUGCUUUUCUCCUGCAAAAAUAUAAGCCGGUCUCAGCCUCUGGUGAAACUGAGGCAGCGCCUGCAGUGGUGCUCUGGGCUGGGCUGUGAUUUCAAUUAGCCCCAGGGCAAUUAGUGCUGCUCCCAGGGCACUGGGCAGGAUUCACAGCCGCAGCGGGGUCCAUCGCGUGGUUGCUUGGUGGCUGGAUCAGAACUGGGGGGGUCCCAAAGGCUCACUGGGGCAGAGACUGGGGCACCAAAUGCCUUUACGGGGGAUUCUCCAUCCUCUCUAAUCCUGGAGGCUGCAUCCAUGUCCUAGGGGGUGCCCAUGGGGGGGUGUCCCAGAGGAACAUCCCCCCCCUCGCCAUCAGCAGCACGGAGGGUGCUGGGUGAUGGACACCCCCCCCUCCCCCUAAGCGGGUGGCUGUGGGUGCUUUGCAGCCGGCCUGGCUCUCCCUCCCCCGGCUCAGCUUUGCACACGAGUCCCCGGCGCCGCGCUUCACACGGGCCGAGGUCACCGGCUGCCACCAGCGCCGGCCACGCUCUGGGGUCACCGCCUUGGCAGGAGGAUGGCAGCCGGCGAGGAGAAACAACACCUGCUGAGCGAGGCUGCAAGCGGCAGGUCCUACCUGGGGGCCACAGAGAAGAACGGGGUGCAGGGACAGGAGCCCUCCCUGGAGCUGGGGGCACGGCGUGGCCAGCACUGCCACACGCGGGGGGCCACGAGCCACCCCGGCCAGCAGCAGCGCGCACGCAGGAAGCUCUACUUGGCCGCCGGCAUCUGCCUCGUCUUCAUGGUGGGGGAAGCCGUGGGUGGGUACCUGGCGCACAGCCUGGCCAUCCUGACGGAUGCAGCCCAUCUCCUGACGGACUUCGCCAGCAUCAUGAUCAGCCUCUUUGCACUUUGGGUGUCCUCACGGCCCCCCACUAAAACCAUGAACUUUGGAUGGCACCGGGCAGAGAUCCUGGGGGCCCUGCUCUCCGUGCUCUCCAUCUGGGUGGUGACGGGUGUCCUGGUUUACCUGGCGGCCCAACGCCUGCUCUCGGCCGACUACGACAUCGAGGGCAGCGUCAUGCUCAUCACCUCCGCCUGCGCCGUGGCCGUCAACAUCGUGAUGGGGGUGGCCCUGCACCAGACGGGCCAUGGGCACAGCCACGGGGCUGCUGGCGAGCAGCCCAACGCCAGCGUCCGUGCUGCCUUCAUCCACGUCGUGGGGGAUCUGCUGCAGAGCGUCGGUGUCCUCAUUGCAUCCUACAUCAUCUUCUUUAAGCCUGAGUACAAGUAUGUGGAUCCCAUCUGCACCUUCUUCUUCUCUGCACUGGUGCUGGGGACGACGCUGAGCAUCCUCCGCGAUGUCCUCCUUGUCCUCAUGGAGGGCACCCCCAAAGGGAUGGACUUCAACGCCGUGCGGGAAACGCUGCUGGCGGUGGAGGGCGUGGAGGCCGUGCACAGCCUCCACAUCUGGGCUCUGACUGCAGCGCAGCCGCUGCUCUCUGUGCACAUCGCCAUCAGUGGAGAGCUACUCGGAGGAGAUGCGGGACUGCCAGGAGUGCCAACCUCCCCGCGACUGAACCCCCUCGCGUGUCCCACUCCGGGGACGUGUCACACGUGGAAAAUAAAACGGAGCAAAGGGCUGGGUGCGUGCAGGGGAGGUUGUUGGGUCUGGUGGCGCUGGGGCGUUAUCUCGGGUGUCUGCUCGGAGCCAAGGCAGCAAGGACAGAGCCAGGGCUGCAGCGGCCGGAGGAGAGCAGCUCUUGGAAGCUGGUGGCCUUGAUUUUUCCUAUUUCUAUUCAGGUGAGGGGAAAAAAACAGCUGAAACAUCCCCUUUCCAUUGUUGGAGGCAAUGGGGUGCUGGGGUGCCCGGGGGUUACGGGGGGAACCAUCCCAGCUGGGGGGAGGGAGGACACACUCGCUCGGCAUUUGCCUCUUAUCGCUCCUGUGUUUGCCCUCCGCAAAGCAAAGGACUCGCUCUCCCGAUGGAGCUGGGGGCUGCGGAGGGCUGCACGGGUUAUUCCCAGGGUUCCCGGCUGGAAGUUCUGAUGCACCAAACCUCUGGUGCAUAGUCUGCUCCGCUCCAUCCCACAGCCACCGGCUG